Messenger RNA from Musa acuminata AAA Group (dessert banana), 426 nucleotides. RefSeq names its product probable transmembrane ascorbate ferrireductase 3. Gene Ontology annotation, molecular function: oxidoreductase activity. NCBI's taxonomy places the organism in Eukaryota, Viridiplantae, Streptophyta, Magnoliopsida, Zingiberales, Musaceae. The transcript has 3 exons. The record is from RefSeq and is a predicted model, not a curated record. Bases 1 to 426 code for a protein of 141 amino acids.
AUGUGUCUGGGGUUCAGUCUGGUCACUGGCGCAGGUAUCAUGGCCUAUAAUACAGUUGCGAAAGGGAAGAAUGUACAGAAGUUUGCGCACAUGAUGCUUCGACUAGUUGCAGUGGCUCUCGGAGUAUUCGGAAUCUAUGCUGUCUUCGAGUACCACAGAGCAAACACCGCACUCAUGUGGCUGUUCGGGUUCGUGAACUUCUGGUUCCCGAAAGUGUCGCCGCCGACGAGAACCCUGCUGGUCUUGUUGCACGCUUCGGCUGGAAUGGCGAUCUUUCCGUUGACGGUGUGCAGGGCAGAGACGGGGCUUGCGCAGAUGGACGCGGCGCUGGGGACGGAGGCUCAUUUGGUCAACUUCGCCGGCCUCUUUAUCCGUCUCUUUGCGGUGACUGUGAGCAUUGUAGCCCUUCGCGGGGUAUCCAUUUGA